AUAAACAUAGCCAUUACACUAUUAACAAAUACAUUUCUAGCAAGCCUCCUCGUAAUAAUUGCAUUUUGAUUACCCCAAACAAAUUCCUAUACAGAAAAAGUAAGUCCCUAUGAAUGUGGAUUUGAUCCCUUAGGAUCCGCUCGCCUCCCCUUUUCAAUAAAAUUCUUCCUAGUAGCCAUUACAUUUCUUUUAUUUGACCUAGAAAUUGCACUUCUCCUCCCACUUCCCUGAGCAUCACAAACUAACAAUUUACAAAAUAUACUCCCAAUAUCUCUAAUACUAAUCUCUCUUUUAGCCCUCAGUCUAGCUUAUGAGUGAUUACAAGAAGGCCUAGAAUGGUCUGAAUAA
This is a messenger RNA of Artibeus jamaicensis (Jamaican fruit-eating bat), 348 nucleotides long. The record is from the annotation of a RefSeq genome assembly. NCBI's taxonomy places the organism in Eukaryota, Metazoa, Chordata, Mammalia, Chiroptera, Phyllostomidae.